Arabidopsis thaliana (thale cress) is the source of this 1865-nucleotide messenger RNA. It is a transcript of the gene UPS1, whose product is annotated as ureide permease 1. Lineage: Eukaryota; Viridiplantae; Streptophyta; Magnoliopsida; Brassicales; Brassicaceae. Gene Ontology annotation, cellular component: membrane. The transcript is spliced from 6 exons. The record is from RefSeq and is marked reviewed. Gene Ontology annotation, biological process: uracil transmembrane transport; transmembrane transport. Gene Ontology annotation, molecular function: transmembrane transporter activity. The coding region runs from base 428 to 1600 and encodes 390 amino acids.
GAAAAAUAUAUCGAGGAAGGUGUCAUAUCUCAUGGAAUCCGAAUCUGCCAAUAAUAUGAGAGCCACUAGCAAUUAUUCUGAAUCUCCCCAAAGGGAAGAAUCAAAAGUUGUUCUCUCUUGUUCUGUCUUUGUUCUUUGUUAGAGUUAGAACAGAAGCUUCCAAAAGGUAAUAAUAAUCUCUUUCAAGAAACUCAUUAUUAGUCAAAGAUGUUUACUUUUUAGUACUCUCUCUGUUCUUCAUUGCUUCUCUAGAAACCCAAUAGAUUUUGACUCUUGCCUUGCCUUUGCGGUUGUCUAAAGAUCACAAUCCUCAAUUUGAGUUUGAUCGAUCAUUAAUGUGUGUCGAAGAUCAGAUAACCAAAAGAAUCUUGUUUGGUGCAGAGUUUUUUUCAUGAUUUUUAUAAGUAUAUAAAAGAGAGAUAGAAAGAUGUAUAUGAUAGAGAGCAAAGGAGGAGCAAUUGCAUGUAUGCUCUUGGCUCUUCUCUUCUUAGGGACAUGGCCAGCAAUCAUGACUCUAACCGAAAGACGCGGUCGACUUCCUCAACACACUUAUCUUGACUACACACUCACAAAUCUGUUAGCUGCAGUGAUCAUAGCGUUGACACUAGGAGAAAUAGGUCCGAGCAGACCAAAUUUCUUUACACAGCUCUCUCAAGAUAAUUGGCAGUCAGUGAUGUUUGCAAUGGCUGGAGGAAUAGUUCUUAGCCUUGGAAACUUAGCAACACAAUAUGCUUGGGCUUAUGUUGGUUUAUCAGUUACUGAAGUCAUCACAGCUAGUAUCACUGUUGUUAUCGGCACAACUUUGAACUAUUUCUUGGAUGAUAGAAUCAACAGAGCUGAGGUCCUUUUCCCGGGGGUCGCUUGUUUCUUGAUCGCUGUUUGUUUCGGUUCCGCUGUUCAUAAAUCCAAUGCUGCUGAUAACAAAACCAAACUCCAAAAUUUCAAAAGUUUAGAGACUACUUCUUCCUUCGAAAUGGAAACAAUUUCUGCAAGCAACGGGUUAACAAAAGGGAAAGCGAAAGAAGGGACUGCAGCUUUUCUCAUAGAGCUUGAGAAGCAAAGAGCUAUAAAGGUCUUUGGCAAAAGCACAAUAAUCGGAUUGGUGAUAACUUUCUUUGCCGGUAUCUGCUUUUCUCUGUUCUCACCUGCAUUCAACUUAGCAACAAACGAUCAAUGGCACACAUUAAAACAUGGAGUUCCAAAACUAAAUGUGUACACUGCCUUCUUCUACUUCUCCAUCUCUGCAUUUGUAGUUGCUCUGAUACUUAACAUCAGAUUUCUCUAUUGGCCUAUACUUGGUCUCCCAAGAUCUUCUUUCAAGGCUUAUUUGAAUGACUGGAACGGUCGAGGCUGGUCUUUCUUGGCUGGAUUUCUAUGUGGAUUUGGCAAUGGUCUUCAGUUCAUGGGUGGUCAAGCCGCAGGCUAUGCAGCUGCAGACGCUGUUCAGGCACUUCCACUUGUGAGUACAUUUUGGGGGAUAUUGUUGUUUGGAGAAUAUAGAAGAUCAUCAAGAAAAACAUAUACACUUCUCAUCAGUAUGCUUCUUAUGUUCAUAGUCGCUGUCGCGGUUCUUAUGGCUUCCUCGGGACAUAGAAAAUGAAAUUCACUGAAACUUCUUCAAGUUAAACUGCUAAAAGGAUCCAUUGAAGGAAGAGUUACUUCACCAAUGGCUGCAACAUGUUCAAGUCUUUGUUUAUAUUUAACCAAAGUGUUUUCUUUGUUGGUUUCUGUCUUAGGGCUUUGCUAACAACAAUUGGUUGUAUUGUCUUUGUUUACACAUCAGAGAAAGAAAACUAUAGUUUAUGGCAACUUGAGAUUUAUUUAUUUUAUAGAAAAUGGGAAACUAACUUCUUCCUGAAUCUGGA